Messenger RNA from Nelumbo nucifera (sacred lotus), 715 nucleotides. Its product is annotated as thioredoxin domain-containing protein 9 homolog. The record is from RefSeq and is a predicted model, not a curated record. NCBI's taxonomy places the organism in Eukaryota, Viridiplantae, Streptophyta, Magnoliopsida, Proteales, Nelumbonaceae.
UUUACCUCCAAAUUUGUGGAACAUUAAUCUCUGUCAAACCUUUCAAAAAUCUCUUUUCCCUCUUCUACAUCUUCUGUGACUGUGAGGAAAAUCUUCUAGGAUCAAUCAAUGGACAAUCCAAAAGUUCAAGAGAUUCUGGAGAAGCAAGUAUUGACGGUCGCCAAGGCCGUGGAGGACAAACUCGACGAAGAAAUUUCCGCCUUAGAUCGUCUCGACCUCGAUGAUCUCGAGGCUCUGAGAGAGCGGAGGCUACAACAAAUGAAGAAAAUGGCAGAGAAGAGGAGCCGUUGGAUCUCCCUUGGCCACGGUGACUAUUCCGAGAUUCCCUCCGAGAAGGAUUUCUUUGCUGUUGUCAAGGCCAGCGAGCGCGUUGUCUGCCAUUUCUACCGCGACAAUUGGCCUUGUAAGUUUAUGGGAGAAGAUCGUGAAGCUGGCGGAAGAAGAAUGAUAAUAACACGGGGACAACGUUUAGGAACUAGAACAAUAUCAAUUAUUGUCCCUCAAAUGAUUAUACUCUAUUUGUAUUGUUACAAAGUUAUAAUUCAGUAUUCACCGAGUAAGGUGGUUGCUCCGUCCAAUAUUCUAUUGUGUUUCAAAAUGCGGUCUUCUUAUUAUAUUGGCGUGCAAACUCAAAGACCACUGGUUUCAUUAAAAGAUAUGACAAUUUGUUAUGCUUCUUGUACUUCUACUGGAUUAUAGUUAAUGAAAACCAUUU